GGAAAAAGAAAAUAAAAUAAUUGGGCCGGAUUAUUGUGGACCAAGAGCCCAUUGCGUGGUUAUUUGGGCUGGCCCAUCAACACGAGGAAGAAGGCAUUUUUGGAGAGGAAAAAUAAUAUUAAUAUACGGAAGUAAAACCCUUCCGUUCUUCGUCUUCCAAAGGGCCAAAACCCUACUGUUUCUGCAAACAAAUUCGUCUUCCUUGCUAUUCCAAUUAGAAAAAUGGCUUUGAAUUCGAUUCUCCGUAGGGCUUCCACGUCGGUGUUUCCCCUCGCCCUACGCUCGGUUGCGACUCCUAGAAGCUUCCACCAUGCUAUCUCUGUGGCUAUCACUAUUGGGAACCGUAGUUUUAGGAAAGAGCUUAACACGGAUUUCUUUCUCCCAUUUUUUCGUUCUUAUUCGGCCGCGUCUGCCAAAAACAACGCCGAAGUUACUCUUAUUCGAGUUCUUGAGUCUGAAAUUAAAUGCGCCGAGGAAGAUGAUCAGAACAGCGUAGACGAAAUUCCAGAAGAGUUUCCUUUUGAAAUCCAAGACAAUCCUGGACAAAGAACCAUAUCACUCUAUAGAAAGUAUGAGGAUGAAAGUAUCAAAGUUGAAGUUGAUAUUCCUAAUGUUUCAGCUGAAGAUGAAGAAGAGGAUAACGAAGCUGGUGAAAACGAUGAGCAGACUCGCGAAGAAUCCAGCAUUCCCCUGGUCGUGAGUAUUUCCAAGGAUAGUGGAGAGUGUCUUGAAUUUGGCGUUACUGCCUUCCCCGAUGAAAUAUCUAUAGAUCAUUUGUCAAUCAAGAAACCAGAUGGUUCUGAAGACCAGCUUGCAUAUGAAGGACCCGAGUUCCAUGAUUUGGACGAGAACUUGCAGAAAGCUUUCCACAAAUAUCUUAAGGUUCGUGGGAUUAAACCCAGCACGACAAAUUUCUUGCACGAGUACAUGGUCAACAAAGAUAGCCGAGAGUACUUGAUGUGGCUGAAGAAUUUGAAAUUUUUUAUUGAGAAAUAAAUAACCAGCACUGAUUUUUUUCUA
Cucurbita maxima (winter squash) is the source of this 1020-nucleotide messenger RNA. RefSeq lists its product as uncharacterized. The transcript has 3 exons. Gene Ontology annotation, cellular component: mitochondrial matrix. Lineage: Eukaryota; Viridiplantae; Streptophyta; Magnoliopsida; Cucurbitales; Cucurbitaceae. Bases 223 to 996 code for a protein of 257 amino acids. The record is from RefSeq and is a predicted model, not a curated record.